GUCGGGACCGACGGUAACGGGACCAAGCUCAGGACGAGAAACAGUGGAGAAAGUCGGGGUCGGGAUGGGUAAACGGGUAAAGGAGAAGGGAGUAUUGACUGUGGAAGGAUUUUCAGGAAGUCCGCCGACGACGGCGCAGGUGAGGCAGUACACGACGGAUGAGAUAAGGAGAGCGACGAGGAAUUUUGCGGUGAAAAUUGGAGGCGGAGGAUUCGGCCACGUGUUCAAGGGGAUGGUCAAAUGCCCGCCAAACGUCCAUCAAUGGGUGGCGGUGAAAAAGCUGUCGAAUUCUUCGCGCCAAGGUAUCACCGAAUUAGUGAAGGAGAUCCAGAUCCUCCCUCUGCUUCAUCAUCGGCACUUGGUGAGAUUGCUAGGUUUUUGUAAUGACGACACGUGUCAAGCAUUGGUGUACGAGUACAUCGGGAACGGCACGCUGCGCGAUCAUCUACACCGCGCCAAGGCCGGCUAUGUCCUCCCUUGGAGCGCUAGGAUUUCCAUCGCCCUCGACGUUGCCAAUGCCAUCAGCUACUUGCAUCUCCACGUGGAGCCCGCCGUCAUCCAUCGCGACAUCAAGCCGUCCAAUAUCUUGCUUGAUGAGCGGAUGAACGCCAAGCUGGCGGACUUCGGAUUGUCGAAGUUGUUAGCGGAGGGGGAGGAGUUCACCCACAUAACGACGGACAUCAAGGGCACGGCAGGGUAUCUUGAUCCGCAGUAUUUUUUGACACGUCAGCUGACAGAUGGCAGUGACGUGUACAGCUUCGGAGUGGUGUUGCUGGAGAUUAUCAGCGGGAGACGACCCGUCGACGCAUCACAGAAAAAGCACUUCGACCUGGUAAAGUGGGCGAGGGAAGAAAUGAGUAACGACAAUAUAAGGAACGUUCUCGACAGCAGGAUCAAGGAGGGAGAGUAUUCGGUGGAGUCUCUGUGGCAGAUGGCCGAGUGUGCAAUCACGUGUUGUGAACCGUUCGCGGCGAAUCGCCCGAAGAUCUCCGUAGUUGUCCGAACACUGCAGGAAGCCAAAGAAUUCCAAACGAAAGCCGAUAGUGCGAGAAGGAGAGGGGCAACAGCUGCAGCGGGAGCAGCAGCAGCAGGAGGGGGAGGAGGAGGAGGAGGAGAAGGAAUUGCAACGGGAGGAGGAGGAGGAGGAGGAGGAAUUGCAACGGGAGGAGGAGGAGGAGGAGGAGGAAUUGCAACGGGAGGAGGAGGAGGAGACUCGACGGUAUCAACGUUAACGACAGACGCCGCUACGAGUAAUUCGGUCCCGCCGUACGGCCCUGGAGCACCGGCGCAUCCGCGUGCAGUCUUCGAUUCGCCCGAUACCGAAGUUGAGGCUUGCAAGUUUCGAUUCGUGGGUGACCAAAGUGUGUGGAUUGCAAGCUCCGUUCGUGCAGUACUCAAACUCUGUACGUUACAAGGUAUGGAUCAGUCGCAGCAGCUGUCGGGACGCCGUCCACCAUCGCCUACAGACUCCAUCAGGCAAGGAAGCUUUCAUGCAAACCCUUUUCAUCAUUGCAUCCCCGGGCAAGAGCAGAAAACCAUUGGCGAAGGGGCAGAUGGAGGUCGUAUGAUGGCUGGCAUGCCGUACGACCUGCCGCCUCUUCCAACAUUCACACACAAGUAUGCCCCGCUUUGUGGUAGGAGGGAUGCUAGCAUGGGUGAGGCCUGGAGUGCGGUCACUGUCGACAUCGCUGGAACGCAGGCUGGAGGACGUGGUGCACGAGUUUCGGAGGACGAAACGCACGUCGUCAGCGAUGAUAACCCCGUUCAACAUCCAGGAGAAAGAGCUUCAUCAUCCACCGUAGGUGGUGACGUUGGAGGAGGACAGGCGGCGGGGAAGGGGAAGGUGCACAAUCCUAACUGGGGAACAGGCGAGACCAUGAUGCUCCUGAAGUUGCUAUUCGAGGAAGACGCUCUGCAGCAGCAGAGAGGAAGGAGGCAGAAAAUGAAAACAAGGAAGGAGAAGUACGAGUGGAUCGUUGCCCAGCUGGUUGCACAAGGAUUCGCUAAACGUUCGAUUGUGGAUUGUGAACGGAGGAAGGCAGUUGCGAGACCUUGGUUCACUCGGAAGAUCUUGUGGGAGGCCAAACCAGCGGCGUCACUGAUGGUGAUGAAACGUCUGGCGAAAGUGACAGUGCCGGACAGCGAAGAAAAGCGGGGAGUGACAGCAGAGAGCAAGAAAAAAGCCGCAGCGGCGUCACUGAUGGUGAUGAAAUGGCUGGCGGAAGUGACAGUGCCGGACAACGAAGAAAAGCGGGGAGUGACAGCGGAGAGCAAGGAAAAAGCCGCAGGGCCGGGGGAGGGCGAGGGAAGAGCCGUGAACAGGACCCCCACUCCCCAGCUUGUGCCAGCAUGGGAGGUUCGUUCACGGAUGUUGCGCACACAUUGGUGGAUCCGAACGAGAGGACUUCAGACAAGAUUGCCGGCAGUUUCGUGUAGGCGAUGGACGGGCUUAACAAGACAAUGGUCGAAAAGCCGCAGCGGCGUCACUGAUGGUGAUGAAACGGCUGGCGGAAGUGACAGUGCCGGACAACGAAGAAAAGCGGUGAGUGACAGCCGAGAGCAAGGAAAAAGCCGUAGGACCGGGGGAGGGCAAGGGAAGAGCCGUGAACAGGACCCCCACUCCCCAGCUUGUGCCAGCAAAGGAGGUUCAUUCAUGGAUGUUGCGCACACAUUGGUGGAUGCGAACGAGAGGACUUCAGACAAGAUUGCCGACAGUUUCGUGCAGGCGAUGGACGGGCUUAACAAGACAAUGGUCGAAGGAAAUGCCACACUCCUACAAUGCUUCACGAUGCUCUCGGGGAGGUUGAUAGAACAAGCCCAUGAGCUGGCAAGAAAGCGGGGCCUUCUGUUCGAACGAGUUUCGAAGAUGGUGGAGGAGAUGAAGCGGUUGCGCGCAGAAAUUGACAACGAGAAUGUGAAAGAGGUCAUGGCGGUCUCGAAAGCGGAGGCUGCGGAACGCACCAUUGAAGUAUUGUGGGAGGAGGUGUUGCGGCUGCAGCAGCUGCUGACCACUGUUGAAGGACAGGACAAAAAUUCGCCAAAGGUGCGAGGAUGUACCCUGAGUGGCGAUCAUAGCCUUGCCUCUCGAUGGUAUGGAGGAGUAGCGAGUCUCGUCGUGUCCAUAUCGGCCGUGCCAUCUCAGAGUGCACCCCGUUGGCAUGGCCACCGACGUGUCGUCACGCCCCCUUCGAUCUGCAGGCCAUCUACCAUCGAUGGGUUAUCUCCCAAUGCCAAUUGUCAUCAGGCCACCGCUGUUGCUGAGCAGUUAAGGAGGGCAAUGGCUGUGGAACCAGAUGCAUGAUGUGGCGUUCACUCUGCAAAUUGCCGGAUUGUAUUUAGGAUAGUGUGUAACGACGGACAGGAUAAUGUUUUUUUUUUUUUUUUUUUUUUUACGGUUAGGUCGACACUCUGCGCUCGUGAAGAUAGUUUCGUGCGUCGCAUCCGGUGGCGACUAUCGUUUUGCAGAUGUCCCAUUUCAUUCGGUGCUCUGGUGUUGUCAACCGGCCGGGGGGGGGGGGGGGGGGGGGGGGUUGGCUGGGGUGGAAGGUUUUGGUUUUUAAGUUAGGAUUCGUUCAUUGCUGUAGGACUUGCAUGGGAGCGUUUUGGACUGUCGGUUUUCGAUGGGCAGUCUUCGUUGCAGCAAUAACGUGUUUUGAAUCUCUUUUGCUUUGAUUUCUAUUUUUAUAUGCUCGACAGUCACAAUGUGAUCCGUUUCGAGUCUCUAUAGGCAGGUCACCUAUGGUUUGGCCAUUUGUCGUUUGAAGAUAAACGUUUUGGAGUAGU
This is a messenger RNA of Chara braunii, 3783 nucleotides long. The record is from the annotation of a GenBank genome assembly. NCBI's taxonomy places the organism in Eukaryota, Viridiplantae, Streptophyta, Charophyceae, Charales, Characeae.